AUGGCGACGAGCCAGGUAGCGGUGCGAGAGGCCAGUUGCGUGCAGCAGAAUGCUGCAGACAACGGCGUACAAGAAUCGCCCGAAGUGAUUGCCAUGCUGGCCAAGCUCGAGGAUGCCUUAGAUGGGAACCUAGAGCCGUCCGACUGGGGCGGAUCGAGCCCUCCCCCUAGGCACGUACAGCAUCAGCAGCGACCAGGAGGGCACACGGCUUCCGAUACGCGGAAUAACAACGGCGAAUCGGGUGGUUGGGACGGACGACAACAACACAACCGUGGUGCCGGCGGUAUCGGUGCCGGUGCGGGGAACGAGCGGUGUGUGCUGGAAGAUUUCACCCAAUGCUCCAAGUCGCACCUGUGGAAGCUUAUGAUGAGCUUUUACGACCGCAAAGGGGUGGAGUCCUGGAGCCAGGGUAUCGUGCCCCACUUUAUCACGUGCAACGCCUUCAUCGGGCGCUCUUACGCGCAAGUGCUAAGCGGGUUUCUACGGGACUGCGUGAGGGGGGCAGGCGGCAUGAAGCUGGACCCGACGGAACCACUGUAUAUCAUCGAGCUCGGCACAGGGUCUGGGAAGUUCAGCUUUUUCAUGCUCAAGGCUUUACUCGAAAUGAAGGAAGUGUGCGACUUUCCGGUGGAGAAGAUGGUGUACGUCAUGACAGACUUCACCGAGAGCAACUUUAAGUUCUGGGCGGAGCACCCGGUGUUGAAGCCCUUCCUAGAUUCUGGUCAAUUGGACAUGGCCAUCUUCGACGCUGUAAACGACACGACUAUCAAGCUCAGCCGAUCCGGGGUGUUGCUCGGGCCUGGCACGUGCGUUAACCCCAUCUGCGUCGUGGCGAACUACCUUUUCGACACCUUGUGCCACGAUAUUUUUCAGGUAGACCAAGGGAAAGCGAAGGAAGGGCUGAUCAGCGUUGGGUCGACCCAGAAAGAUGAGCCAGACCCUUUAGACCCAGAGAUUAUCCAGCGGCUCGACAACAGGUUCAGCUAUCAAGAUAUCCCGGACGAUUACUACACGGACGAAGACGGCGAUGAGCCGCAUUUCAAGCGAAUACUGGACUGGUACGUAGACUACGCGGCGCAGGGUUCGGGCGGGAUGUCCAUCCUCUUUCCCGUGGGAGCUCUGAGGGCGUUGAGACGAUUGAUGACAUUCAGCGACAACCGCGCUUUCGUCAUCUCGGGGGACAAGGGGAACAACAACCCAGAGCAAUUCAAGGGCUUGAUGGACCCGCACAUCGCGGUGCAUGGCUCUUUCUCAGUGAUGGUGAACUACCACUCCAUCGGCGCCUACUUUACGAGCAGGGGCGGAUUCGCGCUACACAACCCGCAGGAAGAGGCCAGCUUGAAGGUUUCGACGUUCGUGCUAACAGGGGAUUCGGGAGACGACGAGGACGGGGAAUGGACGGGGGAGGCAAUGGACAGAAAAGACUCGGAGCGAUCGAGCCAGUUCCCGCACCUGGAGGCCGCGUUCAGAACGAACGUGGAACAAUUCGGGCCCAACGACUUCUUUGUGAUGCAGAAGUGCAUGAAGGAGGACGCCGCGACACCAACACUCAAGAGCGUCGUGGCGCUGUUGAAGCUGGGCGACUGGGAUCCCGAUGUGUUUUACAAGUUCAGAGACACCAUCCUCAACCAGGUUUCGACGGCGGUGACAAAGCUGAAGAAGGACCUGUGCCGAGGAAUUCCGCGCGUUUGGAGCAACUACUACAUGCUGGAUAAGGACAAGGACGUGGCGUUCGAGAUCGGGCGGUUCUACUAUGGCAUCCGGGAGUACGAGAAUGCUCUCGGGUUCUACCGGGACAGCUCUGAGAGCGUCGGACAGCACCACGUAACGUUCCACAAUAUGGGGCUGUGCUACUACAGCAUGGGAGAUCUGCACCAGGCCAAGAUCAACUUCGAGCUGGCCUUGGAUAUGAACGCAAACUACGAGAAGGCCAAGUCUUGGCAACGCAAGGUCCACCAGGAGUUGAACUGCCCCGAAGUGAACGGAGAACCAAACGUCAACGGCACCGCGUCAACGACACCAGCGGCAGGUACCACCGACGCUGGAGUACCCACGUCGCCCAGCGCGGAAUGGACCGUCCCCACCCCGCUGGCUCCCCCAGCUGGCGAGGAAGCCGAUAGCCCUGGAGAUGGACUGCCACUGGCACCCCCAGCGGAAGACUUGAACACCCGAUGAUGGCGUUGCGCACCGCGAUGUUGUUGUGGAUUCAUUCGCGGUUUCGGCCUCACCACCGCCGAGCACGCUUAGGUUGUUGCCCGAUUGCAUGGGGUCAAGGCACGUGUCGUGUCCGGAAGAAGCGGAAGGAUCUCACUGUUGCAUUGACCAAAAUAUGAAAUAUGUUGAUCGCCUCGAAACGCGUGUGUACGCGCGUGGCGCAAUUCGUCCUUCUUUUUCUUGCACCACAUCUAUCUCAUGUCUUCACGCUUUUAAUUCACGACCUAGAGGCACCAGGCCGCAGUGUGUAAAGUUGCGCUGUUGUCGUGCGCGCUGCGGCCGGCUAGGGCGCCAGCAUAGUUGUAUACUGUUCAUGCUCCAUUGUUUUGGUGAAGUCAAUCGCUGUCUUUCUCGGUAUAGGUGUUGUACGCGAGUGUGUGGCACUUGAAGGCUCUUCUUUUGCUCGGUAGGUCGUUUGUACAGUAACAGGUAUCGGAGUACAAGGGUAUGGUCGUAUUGUGUGUGGGCUGGUCAUGUUUUUUUGCAGCAUCAUGCGUUCG
This is a messenger RNA of Ectocarpus siliculosus, 2714 nucleotides long. NCBI's taxonomy places the organism in Eukaryota, Phaeophyceae, Ectocarpales, Ectocarpaceae. The record is from the annotation of a GenBank genome assembly.